This is a messenger RNA of Ctenocephalides felis (cat flea), 828 nucleotides long. RefSeq names its product dihydroxyacetone phosphate acyltransferase-like. The coding region runs from base 121 to 828 and encodes 235 amino acids. Gene Ontology annotation, biological process: ether lipid biosynthetic process. Gene Ontology annotation, cellular component: mitochondrial membrane; peroxisomal membrane. Lineage: Eukaryota; Metazoa; Arthropoda; Insecta; Siphonaptera; Pulicidae. The transcript has 4 exons. The record is from RefSeq and is a predicted model, not a curated record. Gene Ontology annotation, molecular function: glycerone-phosphate O-acyltransferase activity.
AAUACUACAAAUAUAACGGACAGUGUUUAGUUUAUUCAACUGAUUAUUAUUAUUAUGUUAUCUAUGCACGAUGCAAUGUUAAAAGUUAUUGAUAAUAUUUAUUAAUGAAUAGUGGUAAACAUGUCGGAAGAAAGGACAGAUUACGUUAAUAUUUUAGCAGAGAAAAAAUUACAAAAUGACGAUGCUUUCUUUAUGUCGUAUCCUUAUAGGCCGACAAUUGCGUAUAAACAGACUAAAUAUUAUAAUCCGGAGGAGCUGAAAGUUUUGGUUUUACAUAGUUCGGAAAUUUCUAAUGCUAUCGAACAGAUACACAAUGAAGAAAAGAAACCAAUAUCGACUAUUAAAUUGGAGGCAUGUGCAAUCCUGGAAGAGAUGGCCCUCGACAGAAGACUUGUGGUGAUACGAGUAUUAGGAGUAAUUUUAAGCAAAUUAUUUAAACAAUGUUGCACAGGACUUCUGGUGGACAGAUCUAGUAUACAAACGAUUAAAAACAACAUGGGAAGUUGUCCUGUAUUAUUUUUACCCUCGCACAGAAGUUAUGCAGAUUUUAUUCUGAUGUCUUUCGUUACUUUCUGUGAAGGGCUGCAGGUACCGGCUGUGGCUGCAGGAAUGGAUUUUCAUGGCAUGCGUGGUAUGGGUACAGUCCUACGCCAAACAGGAGCUUUUUUCAUGAGGAGAACCCUUUCAGGGGCUGAUCCUUUAUACAAGGCUUUAUUUAGGAGAUACGUACACGCCCUGGUUCAGGAGCAUCAUACGCCUUUGGAAUUUUUUAUUGAAGGCACCAGAAGUCGAACAGCCAAGGCUUUGUAUCCUAAAACUGGUGAGUGA